This is a messenger RNA of Gymnogyps californianus (California condor), 645 nucleotides long. Its product is annotated as olfactory receptor 49-like. Gene Ontology annotation, cellular component: membrane. NCBI's taxonomy places the organism in Eukaryota, Metazoa, Chordata, Aves, Accipitriformes, Cathartidae. Gene Ontology annotation, biological process: G protein-coupled receptor signaling pathway. The record is from RefSeq and is a predicted model, not a curated record. Gene Ontology annotation, molecular function: G protein-coupled receptor activity; olfactory receptor activity. Bases 1 to 645 code for a protein of 214 amino acids. The transcript has a single exon.
AUGUACUUUUUCAUCAGCAAUCUGUCCUUCCUGGAAAUCUGGUUUACAUCCUCCACAAGCAUCAAAUUGUUUGUGAUCCUGAGUUCCGGUAGGAGAACAAUCUCACUAAGCACCUGCUUUGCCCAGUCCUAUUUCUAUUUUGCUCUGGGCUAUACAGAGCUUGUUCUACUUGUUGUCAUGUCCUUUGACCGCUAUGUUGCCAUCUGCCAGCCUUUGCAUUAUGUUGCCAUCAUGAAGCCUCAGCUCUGCAUCCACCUGGUUGUUGCUGCUUGGGUCAUAGGCAUCACACUCUUGAGUUACCAUCUGGUCCUCCUCUACAAGCUGACUUUCUGUGGCUCAAACAAGAUCCACCAUUUUUUUUGUGACAACUCACCCUUAUUCAAAUUGUCCUGCUCUGACACCAGCCUGCUUUGGAAAAUAGACUCUGUUUUAUCAUCAUUGGUCAUACUGGGUUCCUUAUGUUUAACUCUGGCAUUUUACAUGGGCAUCCUUUUCUGUAUUCUACACCUUCCAGCAGCCUCUGGGAGGAAAAAAGCUUUUACUACCUGUUCUUCCCAUCUCACCACCUUGGCCAUUGGAUAUGGGAGCUGCAUUGCUCUCUAUGUGUGUCCUUCAGAAGAUGUUUCCUUGGAGACAGAGUUGUAG